CGUUUGGCCCAUGGUCACAAACUUCAUCCAAUUUGGAAGGUCGCAAGAUCCAGAAGCGGCGGCACUCGGUGUACUUUGUCCGUCUAGGUAGAUGGAGCGCGACGCCGCGAAUGCAAGCGUGAAAAAGGCUGCACAAAAUCUCCAGGAAGCCAUCAUGAGCGUGCGCAAGGUUCGCCAAAGUCAAUCGGUUGUGGGGUACAGCGAACACCGACCUGCCAAAACGCCUCCGUCCAGGACGUCACACUCAGGACACCCCAAAACGCGAACGUCGAUGUGGCUGCAAGACGAGUACUUGGAGUCAUCUUGCGCCAGCGACAUGGACGAUGGCGAUGUGUCGGUGGGCUCCACCAUGAGCGACCAUGUUCCCGAAGACAAUCAACUUUCCGCAUGCAGCAGUCCGACAACAUUCGUCAAGCAAGAUGACACGUCAUCGCUCAAUGUUUCGAGCGAACAUUGCUCCACCAACGACAGUGCGGCGUCGACGACAGACCCACACGUGCACACGUUAAUCGACCAGAUCAAGUUCAAAUUGGACGGCAUGGCUCAGCUCAAAGACAACCUUAUGCACGCAUGCAACCGCGUCGACGCAUUCGUGUGUUCGACGACAGGGUAUGCACGACUUGGCGUCCAGACACUGCCGACGGACCUAGACACCGUCGGCGAGAUGGUGUCGCGGUGGGAUCGCGACUUGGCCGAGUGGAAGCGCCACUUACACGACGACAUCGCCCACAAGUGCCGACGCGAAGUCAUGCAUAUUCAACAAACGACUGCCGAAGCGCUGCGGCACCAGCAACGCAACGAAGAGAAUCGCGUUCAAAUGGCCAUGGAGGACAAUUUCGCUGCAAGCGUGCGAUGGCAAGAGCGCCUCUCCGCUGAAUCCAGCAAAGCGAGGCAUGAGCGGGUCGCUAGAAAACGCGACGCUGUCGCCAAGAAGCGCGCAGAAGAGCGGCACGAAAUGGCGAUGGAAGACUUGCUGAGUCGGCUCGUGUUGGUGGAAUCACGCCUUCGACAAUCUCAGAAGCAAGUGGAGACACAAGUACAUGCGAAUGCAAUGCUGCGGCUCCAGGUCACGUCCAUCGACACGCGGCUCGAGGAAGCGCUCAAGCAAGUGCAGAUCGAACAAGAAAUCGCAAACCAUGUCCAAGCGACGCAGCAACACGAGAUCCGCGAGAUCGAAGCGCUCAACUACAAGCUCCUGACGACGCUAGUGCAGCAGGACGAGAACCUUCAGCUCAAGGAAGCAGCCAUGCACCACCGCGUCGAAAAGCUUGAAGCGGACCGCGCCCAGCUCGCCAAAGACCAAGUCGCGUUCGAGCUGCAAAAGAACUUGAUUUUGAAGGAGCUCAAAGGCGUGUGCGACUACUUCUCCAACCACUGCGACACCCACCCAGUCGAAGUGCGUGCAGCUCUUCGUUCCACACACGCCAUUGAAUCACACCAUCUCGUAGGAUGAACAGCGCGUGCACAUGCUGCAGACAGUCGCCAAAUAUACACACCCACUAGGCACAUAACAUGCAAUGGCGGGUACGUGUGUCGAUGGGUUCCUUUUGCAACGUAACACGAGCUCAAUUCAUGCGGCCG
Molecule: messenger RNA, 1581 nt
Organism: Aphanomyces invadans
Lineage: Eukaryota; Oomycota; Saprolegniomycetes; Saprolegniales; Verrucalvaceae
Exons: 6
Coding region: 92-1453 (453 amino acids)
Source: RefSeq, a predicted model, not a curated record